Molecule: messenger RNA, 507 nt
Organism: Linum trigynum
Lineage: Eukaryota; Viridiplantae; Streptophyta; Magnoliopsida; Malpighiales; Linaceae
Source: the annotation of a GenBank genome assembly
GGGAACCAUGGCGCUUACCUCCCUAAUCUUGCUGCUCUCUGUGUUGAGCAUCACAACUGCCGCCGUGUCCCUAAACCAGGACGGGCUGUUCCUGCAGCGGGUGAAGCUGGGCCUCUCCGACCCCAACGACGUCCUCUCCUCCUGGAACGAGCGCGACCCCACCCCUUGCUCCUCGAACGGCGUCCUCUGCUCCCCAGACGGCGCCCACGUCACCGCCGUCGACCUCUCCAACGCCCUCCUCGCCGGCCCUUUCCCCUCCUUCCUCUGCCGCAUCCAAACUCUCACCUCCCUCUCCCUCUUCAACAACUCCAUCAACUCCUUCCUCUUCUAUCUCCUGUUUCAAUUUGAACAGGAUGCAGUGAUUGCAUGCUGUAACUGUAUUGUGGUGGCUAUAAGUAAACAUAUUUCUUCAUUCACUCAUCCCCUGAUUCAAUUGGGAAAAACUGUGGAAGGUAUUGAGCAUUUGGUUUAGAAAUGUGGGGGCAGAAAUAAAGGAAACAGAUAGGG